Euleptes europaea (tarantolino) is the source of this 1325-nucleotide messenger RNA. RefSeq names its product vascular endothelial growth factor C (gene VEGFC). The record is from RefSeq and is a predicted model, not a curated record. The transcript has 7 exons. Gene Ontology annotation, biological process: positive regulation of protein phosphorylation; induction of positive chemotaxis; response to hypoxia. Gene Ontology annotation, molecular function: vascular endothelial growth factor receptor 3 binding; growth factor activity; chemoattractant activity. Gene Ontology annotation, cellular component: membrane. Bases 1 to 1284 code for a protein of 427 amino acids. NCBI's taxonomy places the organism in Eukaryota, Metazoa, Chordata, Lepidosauria, Squamata, Sphaerodactylidae.
AUGCGCUGGCUGGGAUUGCGCUCUCGGGGUUGCUGUCUGGCCGCCGCCGCCGCGCUGGUGCUGCUGCUGCUGCUGGGAGCUCGCCAGCCGGCCACGGCCGCUGCCUAUGAAUCCGGGCAGGGCUACGACGAGGAGGAGCCCGAGCUGGGGGAGGCCAAGCAGGCUCAUGCAAGCAAAGAGCUGGAAGAACAAUUGCGAUCUGUAUCCAGUGUGGAUGAACUCAUGACAGUUCUUUAUCCAGAAUACUGGAAAAUGUUCAAAUGUCAGUUGAGAAAAGGGAGCUGGCAACAUAGUAGGGAACAAUCCAGCUUCGAUGCAAGAUCAGAAGAUUCGAAUCCAAUAAAAUUUGCUGCAGCACACUAUAAUGCAGAGAUCUUGAAAAGUAUUGAUAAUGAGUGGAGAAAAACUCAAUGCAUGCCACGUGAGGUAUGUGUAGAUGUGGGGAAAGAAUUUGGAGCAACAACAAACACCUUCUUUAAACCUCCAUGUGUGUCCAUCUACAGAUGUGGAGGUUGCUGCAAUAGCGAGGGCCUGCAGUGUAUGAAUAUCAGCACAAGCUACAUCAGCAAAACGUUGUUUGAAAUAACCGUGCCGCUGUCUCAUGGUCCAAAACCUGUAACAAUCAGUUUUGCCAAUCAUACAUCCUGCCGAUGCAUGUCCAAACUGGAUGUCUACAGACAAGUUCAUUCCAUCAUUAGGCGCUCCUUGCCCCUGACACAACCUCAGUGUCAUGUGGCAAACAAAACUUGUCCAAAAAGCUAUAUCUGGAAUAACCACAUUUGCAGAUGUCUGGCACAACAUGACUUCAGUUUUUCUUCCUACCUUGGGGAUACGGACUCUGCUGAAGGAUUCCAUGAUAUCUGUGGACCUAAUAAAGAGCUUGAUGAAGAAACGUGUCAGUGUGUCUGCAAAGGGGGAGUGAGACCUUCCAGCUGUGGAACCCACAAAGAAUUAGACAGAACAUCCUGCCAGUGCACAUGUAAAAAUAAACUGCUGCCUAGCUCAUGUGGACCCAACAAAGAUUUUGACGAAGAAAGAUGUCACUGUGCAUGUAAAAAAACAUGUCCUAAACAUCAGCCACUAAAUCCUGCAAAGUGUAUCUGUGAAUGUGUAGAAUCUCCUAACAGAUGCUUCUUGAAAGGAAAAAGAUUUCAUCAGCAAACAUGCAGUUGCUACAGACCACCAUGUACAGUCCGAACGAAACGCUGUGAGGCUGGAUUUUAUUACAGUGAAGAGGUGUGCCGUUGUGUCCCCAUAUAUUGGAAAAGACCACUUAUCAAUUAGCGAAGAAACCAUCGCCUAGUAUUUUGGUGUACAUUUUCCUG